Molecule: messenger RNA, 1290 nt
Organism: Alosa alosa (allis shad)
Lineage: Eukaryota; Metazoa; Chordata; Actinopteri; Clupeiformes; Clupeidae
Product: Receptor expression-enhancing protein 6-like
Exons: 7
Coding region: 161-760 (199 amino acids)
Source: RefSeq, a predicted model, not a curated record
UACAUUUCCACCAGAUAUGGCUCCUCCCGCAUCACUGACGCGACAUGCUUGAUUAGUGUAACCAGCAGCGAAUAUUGAACCGCGACCUCGUUUUGAGAAAGUUUGUGGAGCACAAGUGAGUUAACGGGGUCUACACUCUCCGUCCGACCGACCAGAAAACAUGUUCACUGAAAUCAGAGAUCAAACCGACGGAUUUUUUAAAGAGAAAAAUGUACUCACAGAUCUCUUGGGAAAGCUGGAGAACAAAACUGGAAUUCAGAAACAAUAUAUAGCUUUGGGUUUAGUGGCAUUUCUUGCACUGUACUUAUUGUUUGGAUAUGGUGCAUCUCUGCUUUGCAACUUGAUCGGUUUUGUCUACCCAGCUUAUUUUUCAAUUAAAGCAAUUGAAAGCAGUAACAAAGAUGACGAUACCAAGUGGCUGAUCUACUGGGUGGUUUAUGGACUCUUCAGUGUGUCAGAGUUCUUCUCAGACAUCUUUCUCUUCUGGUUUCCGUUUUAUUAUGCUGGAAAGUGUGUCUUUCUGCUGUGGUGCAUGGCUCCAGUAUCCUGGAAUGGGUCGCAGAUCAUCUAUGGACGUUUGGUACGACCUUUUUUCCUCAAGCAUGAAGCGAGAAUGGACAGCAUGGUCAAAGAUCUGACCGGCAAGGCCAAAAGUGCAGCAGAAUCGGCUACAAAAGAAGUGUCUCCAGAUGACCACAUGUAUUGGAAUUGUGUAUGGAAUGUUGUGAACAUUCUAUAUCUAAAGGCCAAUUUACACUGAAGAUUCACAACAAGACGAGCUGCAACACUUAGUCCAGGCAAAGUGAGAUUGCCUGGACUAACUCUUUAAACCAGCAACUUGCUGCAACACACGUUCUAAAAAAUUGGGGAUUCAGAUCACCUUUAUUACACCACUUGUUGUAGCACUCCGUAAAUGUGUGAUUGUUUUGUCAUUUUAAUAGCAUAUGUUUUGGCUGAUGUGCAGACACCGCUCUUCAACCCUGGGUUAAUAAGUAUUUAUCUGCCUUUUUUUUGGUAAAAACGUUGACUUGAUGCCUCUGCUGGACUGACUGAAUGACAACAUGACAUAUAGACCAUCUGGCCAUUAAUAUAUUUUUGGAGGAGGUUCAUUUUGGGAAGAUGCAUGAAGUGUUAUUUCACUGAACUGUAAUGUUUGGAAAGUAGUUUUGGGUCACAUGUGGCUUCAAGGACAAUCAGAUGGUUAAGAUCAGGACCAUGUUUGAUGUACAUACAUUUUUAAAAAAAAUCUGUCAGACUGUUUAUCUGACUGUAUGUCUCUGUCUAUCUGUA